Molecule: messenger RNA, 1428 nt
Organism: Juglans regia (Persian walnut)
Lineage: Eukaryota; Viridiplantae; Streptophyta; Magnoliopsida; Fagales; Juglandaceae
Product: F-box protein SKIP23-like
Exons: 2
Coding region: 1-1428 (475 amino acids)
Molecular function (GO): protein binding
Source: RefSeq, a predicted model, not a curated record
AUGGUGCAAAGCAGAGGUGUGAGACAUGGGAGUAAAGUGUUUGGUGUUCCGGGGAUGUCUACACCUAUAGUUGGUGCUCGUAGAGUUGCCAGGACAACUAGACAUCCACGAUGGACACCAACCUUGACUUGUAUCUUGCUGACAGAAGGUGGUGAGCCACAGAAGAACAAAGAAAUCUUACGAGAAGGGAGAUCUAGUACCGAUAUCAUGUGGUCCUCACUUCCUACAGAUUUGGUGGAUUCCAUUGAAGAGAGUCUUGUCCUUUACAUUGACAAAGUUAGACUCCGUUGUGUUUGCUCUUCGUGGCGUUCUCACCUUCCAAAACUAUCAAACCACUCAGUCGUCGGUCCGUGGUUGUUGCUACCUGAUAAUCUUGGAAGCAAGACAUGUGGAUUCUGGAACCCGCUUGAGAAGAAUGUAUACAAACUAGAUUUGCCUGAGGCUGGAGAUCAGAUAGCUUUUAAGGGAUCAGACCAUGGCUGGGUUGUGAUUCAUGACAAGAAGGAUGCAAUAUAUGCACUAAAUCCACUUACAAGAGCCAGAGUUUGGCUUCCUCCAAGGUCCAAGUUUCCUGAUAUAAGAGAGUAUAAUGCUCAUAAUCAAGACAAUGAGUAUCAACUUUGGGAGGGGAUUCCCGAUGGCGAUGGAUGUUAUAAUUUCAAGGAAUAUUAUUCCUUGGGUGCAACUCAUGUCAGGAACAGUCUCCUACAAAAAGUUGUCUUUUCUUCGAGUCCUACUUGCAGUGAUUUUGUGGCAGUGGCUAUCUUUGGUGAAUAUGCAAAACUAGCCUACUGUAAACGUGGAGACAACAAAUGGUCAUUACUUGAUGAAGACAUCCCUCUUAUGGAAGAUCUCUUAUUUCAUGGAGGCAAAUUGUACGGAGUUCAACAUCUUGGACGGCUGGUAGUUUUUGACAAUAUUAUGAAUGCAGGUUCUAAUUCAUGUCCAAAGCCAAAGUUCAAAGACAUUGUACCUACGAGAUUGUUGCUCGACAAUUUAUAUUUGUGUUGGUCUUCUAGUACUGGGCUAAUGUUGGUCCGAAGGGACAUGAAAUAUGACGACGUCGAUGAGUACGAUGAACAUGGGGACCAGAUAAUCACACUUGAGACUGUUGGUUUUGAGAUUUUCAAACUCGACACAAUUGCUCAAACAUGGUGUGAGGUUAAAAGCUUAGGAGAUGAUGUGCUGUUCUUGGGAUUGAAUUCCACUAUAUCCUUUUCGUCUCUCGAUUUUCCGAGCUAUAAGAGAAAUUGUAUAUAUUUUACUGACACCCAACUAAACUUUCAAAUCAAGGGAACUGGAAGGGAUUUGGAUGUAGGUGCAUUUAGCUUGGAUGAAGAAAAGUUUGAGCACUUUCGAGCUUAUGUAGGUGACUCAAAAUCUGUUUGGCCAUCUCCAAUUUGGGUUGUGCCCAGUCCUUUUAAUUGA